CUAACGCUCAUGUACACUUGGUGUCUCCUCAACCCUGUUAACAAUUCUGUCUGGAACACCAGGAGGGAGGAUUAUCAGUGAACAAACCCCCAUGAUGGUUAUAGGUUUGUGAGCUGGGACCUCGUCAGCCAGGACUUCUUGUGAACUCUCCACCAAGCGAUGAGCUCGUCCUCGUCGUCCCCGACCCUGCAGAUUGCUAAGGGCAUGGAUCAGGAUGUGGCGUCACCAGUCUUUCCUUCUCUCUACCCUGCGUCUCUGGCGAUGGACCGAGGAGCCGUGUGUAUCCCUUCGCCUUACGCAGAUAACGGCCAUGCCGAUUCAUACUUUUGUGCGCCGCCCGUGCCCGAGAACCCAGGCAUGGUGCCUCCUCUCAGCCCGUCACUCUUCUGGUCCUCACACAAUACUCACGCCAUGCCUGCUCUGUCCCUGCAUUGCCCGCCCGCGAUGUCGUACGGCGAGCCACAGAUACACACCGCCUGGGUCGACACCAAGCCGCACACCACCAGCCGAAACAGCUCUUAUUUAUCUCAUACAAAGUUGUUUGGGAAGCAGCUGGGAGACGGUGAUGAAGCCCCGAGUGCCUCUUCUUCAUCAUCGGGCGCAGGGGCCAAAGGCGACAUGCACUUCUGUGUUGUGUGUCACGACUACGCGUCAGGCUAUCACUACGGCGUCUGGUCCUGUGAGGGCUGCAAGGCGUUCUUUAAGAGGAGCAUUCAAGGACACAAUGACUACAUCUGUCCAGCCACCAACCAAUGCACGAUCGACAAGAACCGCCGGAAGAGCUGCCAGGCGUGCCGUCUACGCAAGUGCUACGAAGUGGGCAUGAUGAAGUGCGGAGCACGGCGUGAGCGGUGUGGGUACAGAGGCUUCCGCCAUCGCCGCGCUGCCCAGACCAACGACAGCCAGGCCAGGCUUGUGGGAGUCAGAGCUCACGCACAGAGACACCCUCACACCCCGCUCCAUCUCUCGCUUUCUCUCCCGGACCCCAGGGUGCCAGCGGAGCGUGUGUUUUCGGGUUUGUCCCCCGAGCAGCUGGUACACUGCAUCCUAGAGGCGGAGCCGCCGCAGAUCUACCUGAGGCAACAGAUAAAGAAGCCAUACACAGAGAGCACGGUGAUGAUGUCACUCACUCAGCUUGCUGACAAGGAGCUCGUCCUCAUGAUCACCUGGGCCAAGAAGAUCCCAGGUUUCGUGGAGCUGAGCUUGGCCCAUCAGGUGCAGCUGUUGGAGUGCUGCUGGUUGGAGGUGCUCAUGCUGGGCCUGAUGUGGAGGUCCAUUGAUCAUCCUGGGAAACUCAUCUUUACUCCUGACCUCAAACUAAACAGGGAGGAAGGUAGCUGUGUCGAGGGGAUCAUGGAGAUCUUUGACAUGCUCCUGGCCGGUUCCUCCAGGCUCAGAGAACUGAAGCUGCAGAAGGAGGAGUACGUCUGCCUUAAAGCGCUCAUCCUGCUCAACUCCAACAUGACUGUGUCGGAGUGUGAGAAGGACCUGGAGAGCAGGACGAAGCUGCUGCGGCUGCUCGACGCAGUAACGGACGCGCUGGUGUGGGCCAUCUCACAAACCGGUUUAUCCAUGCAGCAGCAGUCCGUUCGUCUCGCUCACCUGCUCAUGCUGCUCUCACACAUCCGACAUCUCAGGUACUGCAAAUCCUCCCGUUACAGCUCCACCGGUCUGAGAGCUGACCCUUUUAUCAGUAACAAAGGCAUGGAGCACCUUUCCAGUAUGAAGCGUAAGAACGUCGUCCUGCUGUAUGACCUGCUUCUGGAGAUGCUCGACGCCAACACCGCUCACAGCCGCCGCGUACCCGCUGGGGCACACCCCGAUCUCGCCGCUCGAGAGACCACGCCGAACAUGUGUGAUGAUCACGGGGUCACGACAUCACCGAACACACACACGCCUCCUCAGCUGCACAGUCCCGUCUCUUAUCAACUCACACAGGUGAAGGAGUCACAGUGCAGCAAGGAGUGAGUGCUGUCCCAGUCUCUCUCUCUCUCACAGACACACACACACAGGAAUGUCCCUCUGGCUACCAAAUUUCUUCUCGUUUGACAGUUGAAGACAAGUUUGCUGGACCAGCCCCACCCAGACUAGGUGACCCAGAAUGCAUUGCAGCUCAUAUGCUUCUUUAUUUCCUUCUCUCUCUUUUUUUUAUCAAUAUGGUGAAAUUUAAUGUACUUGUAUUUUCCAGACUAUAAGAUAAAAAGAUUUUACAUUUUUAACAUC
Messenger RNA from Clarias gariepinus (North African catfish), 2223 nucleotides. RefSeq names its product estrogen receptor 2b (gene esr2b). Gene Ontology annotation, cellular component: nucleus. Bases 160 to 1968 code for a protein of 602 amino acids. The transcript has 9 exons. The record is from RefSeq and is a predicted model, not a curated record. Gene Ontology annotation, biological process: estrogen receptor signaling pathway; cellular response to estradiol stimulus; regulation of DNA-templated transcription. Gene Ontology annotation, molecular function: nuclear receptor activity; steroid binding; nuclear estrogen receptor activity. Lineage: Eukaryota; Metazoa; Chordata; Actinopteri; Siluriformes; Clariidae.